This is a messenger RNA of Cadophora gregata, 612 nucleotides long. RefSeq lists its product as uncharacterized. The record is from RefSeq and is a predicted model, not a curated record. The coding region runs from base 1 to 612 and encodes 203 amino acids. Lineage: Eukaryota; Fungi; Ascomycota; Leotiomycetes; Helotiales; Ploettnerulaceae. The transcript is spliced from 2 exons.
AUGUGUCUAUUCUCCCGCCGUCCCGACUGGGAAGAAGACGUCGUCUUCGCCAACCGCCGCCACGGCCGCCGUCGCCGGCACUCCCGCGUCGUCUCCGAAACAAUCAUCACCUCCCGUCCAACCCAACAAGUCAUCCACGCACCUCCCACCCCUCCACCCGUCAUCAAACCCGCGCCCACGCCCUCUCCUCCUCCCCCACCGCCUGCGCCGCCCUCCCCUCCACGCAUCGAGCUCGUCUCCGUCGAAGAAGAUACGCGGCGCGCCAGCCCGCGCGGGAGCCGAGUCAGCGUCAGCACGCACAAGAAGAGCCGGCAUGGGAGUCGGGGCGGGGGAGAAGAGGUGUACAUUGAGCGGGAGAGGGAGAGGGUGAGGCUGUCGCCGAUAGAGAAGCCGCGGGAGGAGUUUGAGACCUAUAGAUAUGUGCAUGGGAGUGGGCAUAUGGAGGCUGCGCCGGUGGUGCCGGUGGUGCAGGAGGAGCUGCAUAGGAGGAGGAGUAGGAGUAUUACGUAUGAGAGUAAUCCGAGGGCUAGUGGGAGGGUGAUGGAGAGGGAGAGAGUGGUUAUUGAGGAUGAUGGGAGUGGGAGGAGGAGGGAGUAUUAUCGUCGACCGUAA